This is a messenger RNA of Lotus japonicus, 2079 nucleotides long. RefSeq lists its product as uncharacterized. The transcript is spliced from 4 exons. The record is from RefSeq and is a predicted model, not a curated record. NCBI's taxonomy places the organism in Eukaryota, Viridiplantae, Streptophyta, Magnoliopsida, Fabales, Fabaceae. The coding region runs from base 1 to 2079 and encodes 692 amino acids.
AUGGAGGAUUCCAUGUUUAUCUCACAGAGCAAAUAUGCCAAGGGCUUGGUCAAGAAGUUUGGUUUAGAGAAGUCAGGUCACAAAAGAACUCCAGCUGCAACUCAUGUUAAAUUAACCAAGGAUGAGCAGGGAGAAGAUGUUGAUCAAAGUCUCUACAGAAGCAUGAUAGGAAGCUUGUUGUAUCUUACUGCUAGUAGACCUGAUGUCACUUUUGAUGUGGGUGUGUGUGCUAGAUACCAAGCUGCUCCUAAAACAAGUCAUCUACUGCAAAUUGGGCAGUUUCUCAUCAAAUUUCUGUAUUCAAAGUGUUGUUUCACUCAAAUCAUCAUGUCUGAAGCAUCAGGGAAGCACGAUUCUGUCAAGGCCAAGGUUGAAAGAACUCCACUUGGUGUGAAAUGCAUAGGCCUCAAGAGUGGUUCAUCAGAUUCAAAGAAGAAGUUUGUGAAGAAGACGACCAAGACUCCAUCAAGAAAGGUGUAUCAAUCUCAGGCUCGUGAUAAGACUCCCUCAAAUGCUCCUAUUAUUGAGGAUGUCACAGAUGAAGAAGAGCUUUCUGCUGAAAACUCUGCCAUUGGUUCCAAUCAAGAUGUUGUGCCCGAUGUUAGGGCUUCUGUACCUGAAGAUGUUCCUAAUCAAGAAACUUCUGGGAAGGAAUCCACUGCUCGUGUAGAUUCAGGUGUACCCACUCAUUCUGAUGGUUCUUCUUCUCCUUCGAAAGAGGAUGAACCAGUGCAUGUGACCAUUGAUGAUUCUCAGCCCAAGGAAACAAGCCAGGCUCCUGCCUCUGUUCAGAAUAUUUCUGAUGAUGACUCUGAUGUUCCUUUAACUGCUUCUCUGCAUGAUAGUGUCGCUGCCAGGAUCAAGAGAAAAAGAAGGGUUCCUGAUGUUGAAGAAUCUCCUAGUCCAAAGAAGAAGACCAAGUCCACUCCAACAACUUCUAAGUCUAAGCAAAAAGAUGUGAAGGGAAAAGGUAGGCAACAGGAAGUUAAAUCCAAGAGUGUCAAGAAGAAGAAGGUUCCCGUUGCUGCUGAGGAAUAUGGGUCAGAUGUUGAGGGGGAUGUCGAGGACAUCUUGCCUUCUGAGAAGAAGAAGUAUGCAGGAAAACGCAUUCCUCAGAAUGUCCCUGCUGUUCCUAUUGACAAUGUGUCCUUUCAUGCUGAAGGUAAUGUCCAGAAGUGGAAGUAUGUGUGUCAACGCAGAGUUGCCAAGGAAAGGGAAGUUGGCUCUAAUGUACUUGAGUGCAAGGAAGUGGUUGCACUUAUUGAAAAGGCUGGACUUAUGAAGACCAUUCUCAAGGUGGGAAGGUGUUAUGAAAAACUGGUGAGGGAAUUUCUGGUGAAUCUGUGUGUGGAAGUGGGACUUCCUGAAAGUAUUGAGUUUAGAAAGGUGUUUGUAAGGGCACAAUGUGUUGAAUUCUCCCCUGCUGUGAUCAACAAAGCACUUGGAAGAAGUGUUGUUGAGUUUGUUGAUGAGGAGUUGUCCUUGGAUGUGAUUGCCAAGGAGAUUACUGCAGGCCAAGUCAAGAAGUGGCCCAUCAAGAAGUUGCUGUCUACAGGAACACUGAGUGUGAAGUAUGCCAUUCUUAACCGGAUUGGGGCUGUGAAUUGGACUCUGAAGCAUGCUGACACUUGUGCUGUGAAGCUGCCCAUAUCAUUUCCAUCUCUUCUUACAGAAAUCAUUCUUCAACAGCAUCCUCAGAUCAUCAGGGCUGAUGAGGUUCAUUUGCCCAAGGGUGUUCCUAUUACCCUGGAUCAACGAUUGUUUAUGGUGCCACAUGUCAUAGACAUUGCUUUGCCAUUUAGCAGGACUUCUACCCCUGCUCCUGUGAGUGAAUCUAGUACUAAGGCCAUUAUUGCUGAAUUGAUGGAUGUUUCUAAGGCUCUACAUGAGACUAUUAGGAUCAGCACUGCAAGGAAGCUAAAGGUUGAUGCUUUGCUUCUCAAGCUUCAAGAGGAAGAAGGUCAAGAGGGUGAGCCAAGUGGUGCUGCUGUUGCUCCUCAGAAUGCCAACACUGAAGAAGAGGGACAAUCUGAAGAGAGUAUAGAAGAAACUGAAGGCGACUCCAGUUCUGAAGAUUAG